Drepanopeziza brunnea f. sp. 'multigermtubi' MB_m1 is the source of this 3930-nucleotide messenger RNA. RefSeq lists its product as uncharacterized. Gene Ontology annotation, biological process: protein polyubiquitination. NCBI's taxonomy places the organism in Eukaryota, Fungi, Ascomycota, Leotiomycetes, Helotiales, Drepanopezizaceae. Gene Ontology annotation, molecular function: ubiquitin protein ligase activity. The record is from RefSeq and is a predicted model, not a curated record.
AUGACUCGAGAGACGCGCCAAGUCCACGAUGAACGGGACCGGGGCCAGGACCAGGAUGCCGCCAGCGAGGCGGAAAUAUACGCAGCCUUGUGGGCGACAGCGCCUUUUCCACGACUUCCCGACGAUGCUCCGCACGAAGUGAAACGACUGACCAUCGAUGUCGAGGAACCAAAAAGAAUAUAUGGUAUCCACAAAGCUCGCAGGCGCCAUAACUUCCAGCUUUUAGUAGAACGUUACAUCCUUCAGAUCCGGUAUGGCUGUCAGUCCGAGACAUGCACGACAACCACAUGCUUCUCCUGCCGAAAACGCGCCGCGAAUGGCGUCCCAAUUCGGCGUUACAACUCUAGCAGCGCGCGAACUCUUGCGAUCUAUAUGGCUAGCCAAGACAACCCAGAACAGGGUCUCUGCCACCAUACCAGCGUAGGGAGGGCCGCUCCAGUCAUCCAAAAGCCCCUCAAGUCGAGACCGAUUCCCCCUACCGAGGACCGGAUCUCUCCAGCUGUUCCAGCUACUCCAAGGCGGAAUGAUGGAAGACAGACUCCGAAGAAUGGCGCUUUUGUUGAGGAUUUACCGGGUGUCGAUAAACAAACAAGAAAGAAACUCUCGGCGGAGAACUUGAUAAGAAGGACUCAAGUUGAUCUCGCGGCUUUGGAGGAACCCUCUACAAUCGAUCCUCGAUCGUUUGUGCAAAAUGUUUUUGGCACGGUAGCUUACAAGAUGGUCGAAUGGCUCACGCCACGGAACCUUGAUCUCUUAGCACGAUCACAACACCCAGACGUGAUUCCGAAUGAAAUCCAUCCUACGCCCCAGCAUCAACAUGACGGUGGGCCCAGCGAUCCUCCAAUUCAGGGUGAGCCUAUUAACGCAGAAGUUCCAGAGCUUGCAAGCGAUGUAGCAGAGGACAGCAUUCAAGUCGGAAAACCAUCCUCUACGGUAUCGAUUCCAGAGAGCACCGUGGUCACGAAACCCGAACCUGUUGAUUCACAAGAAACGAAGCCAGGCCUGCAUCAGGAACCGAACACCCAUACUGUGGCGGGAAAUGUGCCUCUUUCAAAUAGAACGAAGAAAUCGAACUCACGUGAACUUCAGACUCCCAAGGGUAUACUCAGCAAAUCUCAGAAACUAACUGAUGCCACUGAUCCUCUCUCGCCACCUGCGUCGAAUAUUGUCCAGCCGAGAAAACCAAUUCGCAGAAUGUCUCACCAGGCUUUGAUCACUAGUCCCAGGAUUCGAAGUAGUAGUGUGGUGCAGACGAACGCUCGCGAUACCGUGCAACAUGAUGGUACCAGCGAUGAGGCUUCUUACAUGAUCUCUCCGUACCACGAAGUCGAACAAGUGCCUGUAGACCGCGUGAGUCGGCCUGUGGAAGCGGCGAAACCAAGAGAUCAUGAAAAGUCGAACGGGCUCAUUGCACACAAACAGCCUUGGAAUCCCGCUAAGACAAUCCUCCGAGAGAGAAAGGGUCGCAGGUCUACACUUACGGACGAGGUUCUACUCCCUCAGUCCAUGUCUUCACUGUCAAUAGAGACGAUUGACUUGCUAUGUGAUAUCAUGCAAACCGAUGGGACUUGCGAAAAACAUUUACUCCAACCCAGAGCUAUCGAUGACACCCUGAAAAGGUUUCGUACUGACUCCACUCCUCUGUCUCGCAACCCGUCACCACGACUACCGUCGCAUUCUUCUCGAACCAGAAAUCAAUGGAAGGUGUUCAUCGAACAGAGCUUCUUUGACGUGCUUGGCAAGCCUGACUCGUUAUUGAGAUCAUUCAGCGAUGAUGGAACGAAGUUGUUUGAUUCACAGACCACGUGGUAUCUCCUCCUUCGGAUGACGAGAGCCACACCUUCGUUAGUUUUUGACAGUCUAUGGAACGUUGCUGGCGUUCUCUUUAGACCUCCGGAAAAGCUUGAAUUGGCCUAUGAAUGGGCAAAACACAGCAAGAUCCCCUCUCCAGGGCCUCUUUCAAACGACGAUGCUGCACGGCUAUUGAACAUCUGUCUCCAUGCUCUAGUCGCGGCGGUUCCUCUCAUCUCCGAUGCCCGUCGGCUGGCAAACAUGUCCCGGAUGCGGUCAUACGGACUUGCUGUGCUUGGGAGGGAGCCAUCAUCGCUGGAACCCAUGGAGUUGUGUCUCCAGUAUGAAGACGCAUUCACGGACGAGCCGGCCUUCAGACUUGCGCGCAGAGUCUUUGCAUCAAUUCCGACGAGACGCAGUUUCGCCGAGCUUCUUGAACUCGAGAAGGAUGUUCGCAAUGAUGAGAUCCGCGAGCCCGACAUCCUGGACUCCCUUCUAGGGACGCUCAGGUUCUUGGAUCCCGUCCUCGAUUUUUCGGAUGAGGAACGUGACAUGCAUGAAAAGCGUAUUCCAACAUUGAUUCUUGACUGGGCUCGAACAGUUGUGCUUCAAGAGUGGGACGGGUCUGGCAUAGUUCCGAAUAAUGGCCCUUUAGGUGGUGCCUUGGCUAUGAUGGCUGCCAUUUACGAGAAUCGCAAGUCCUUACUCUUGGGAGACAUUCACUUCCGAACAGAGUACUUUGCCGAUCGUUUAGAUCCGGUCGACAUGCCCCUGGAGUGGCUCUCAUUCGUCCAGAACAAGCGAACUGUGCAUCUACUCGACUACCCGUAUCUCUUUAAUCCUUCAACGCUGGUUACCUAUUUUCGGGCUAUCAACUACUCCAAGAUGAACAAUUCCUACGAACGAGCUCAUACGACAGGAACCCUCGUUGCUCAUUUUGUGAAUGAAGGGGGACUAGUGGGCGAUAGGUAUCGGAAGGAGAAGCUGAACGAGCGUCUACGCACCGCAACCUCCGAAUACAUGGUUCUUGAAAUUCGCAGAAGUCACGUCCUACUAGAUAGUUUCAACGCCCUUUGGAGAAGAGAAGAACGGGAGCUAAUGCGGCCCCUGAAGAUCCGGCUGGGCGAGGAAGGUGGAGAAGAGGGCCUCGAUUCUGGCGGUGUUCAGCAAGAAUUCUUCCGGUUGGCGAUUGCUGAGGCCCUCGAUCCUGACUAUGGCACUUUUACUAUUGAUUCGAGGACAAAGAUGACAUGGUUCCAACCUGGAUCGCCGGAGCCACUUUGGAAAUUCGAGUUGAUCGGCAUGGUUGUGUCGCUUGCUGUCUACAACGGCCUCACGUUACCAGUCACAUUCCCCAAGGCACUGUACCGAAAGCUGCUGGACGAAGAAGUCACCGAACUCCAUCACAUUGCCGAUGGAUGGCCCGAACUAGCGAACGGAUUGACUACGCUACUAGAAUGGGACGAGAAGGACGGCCUGGUGGAAGAUAUCUUCGCCCGCACCUACGAGUUCAGCAUCCAGCAAUUCGGCCAAUCCAUCAGCCGCGAAAUGGGUACCGCCUCAACGCACUGGCCCCAGUUCGCCGACCUCCAGACCUCUUCCAACCCCACUGAUGCGCCCUCCGUCACCAACCAGAAUCGCAACAGCUUCGUCAGCGACUAUAUCCGCUGGCUGACCGAUAUCUCAAUCCAGCCUCAAUUCGACGCAUUCAAAGCCGGGUUCUACGCCUGCCUCGAUCGCCGCGCCAUCACGCUCUUCUCCCCCGAAACGCUGCAGUCCGUGGUCGAAGGCGUGCAGGAAAUUGACAUUAGCGAGAUGCGGCGGGCCGCGCGGUACGUGGGCUGGGAAGGCGACGCAUCGCACCGCUCGGUGCGGGACUUCUGGAGCAUAGUCAAACGCUACGAUCUGUCUCAGAAGCGUAAACUUUUGGAGUUUGUGACGGCGAGCGAUCGGGUGCCUGUAGGCGGGAUGCGGAACCUCCAGUUCACGCUGCAGCGGAACGGGGUGGAUGACGGCCACCUGCCGAGUAGCUAUACCUGCUACGGGAUUUUGCUGCUGCCCGAGUAUUCGAGCAAGGAGGUGCUGAGGGAGAAGCUUGCCAUGGCGCUGGAGAAUAGCAAGGGAUUUGGGUUUGCGUAG